Molecule: messenger RNA, 1731 nt
Organism: Saccharomycodes ludwigii
Lineage: Eukaryota; Fungi; Ascomycota; Saccharomycetes; Saccharomycodales; Saccharomycodaceae
Gene: YEL1
Product: Arf family guanine nucleotide exchange factor YEL1
Exons: 1
Coding region: 1-1731 (576 amino acids)
Source: RefSeq, a predicted model, not a curated record
AUGUUAACUAAUUCGGCACUAAUUAAAUCUUUCGCCAAUAACAACAACAAUACGGACUUUAGCAGUAAAAAGUCUUUUUCCCCAGCCACUGUGGGUUCUCCGUUAUCUAGAACUACCACUAUUAACGAUUCUUUGUGCUCAAAUAAUACUUCGGUAACUGACCUAAAUUCAACUAAUAGCACUGGUAAUAAUAUGGAUAAUCAAAAACUGGAUACGUUUUCAAGAUUAAGUACUGAGUUUAGUAGCAUUACUAUCGACUCCAAUAAUAGUAGUUCUUUAUCUCGCCCAUUUACUUCAACCACUGGUCCGACUAGCACUCGUGAUAUGGGUACUGCAAAUAGCAAAUUAUAUUCUGCUGAAUUUUUUGAUGACAAAUACAAGUGGCAAAAUGACACUUCAUGGUUUAUGGAUAAUUGGGUUGAGUUUUUAGAACAUGAUUUGAACUUAAAUUCUGACUUUAGAACUAGCCGUGCUGGCGGCGCCAGUACUGAUAAUAACAUUGAUAAUAAUGAUAUAGGAUCAGAUUUUUCUCAACCACCGAAACCGAAAACACAUCAUUCUUUACAUAAGGCGAGUUCCACCAGUAGUUUAUCUAGGAAUUUUGGUAAGUCGUUGAAACUGUCCCUAUCUAAUACCUCCCUUAACAGUAACGUUAGUAAUACCGGUAACACCAAUGGUAAUAAAGGUACACGAGUUGAUCGUACUCAUCGUAACACCAACAAGACGACCAAAUUAAAGAAUUUUUUUUCUAGAAUUAAAGUUAAGACAGAAGAUAUUUCGGAUUCCAAAUUUUUGCAGGAUAAUAAAGAUUUAAUGAUCCAGGACUUACGUCACCAGAAUUGGAAACUUGUUAACUUGAUUGUUAGUGAAGGUAGAGUAUAUAUAUUCAUAUUUGAUAGAAUGCUAAAAAAUGAAACCGGAUUGAAUAGUUUGAGUUUUGCCAAGAAAUUCUGUUCAACUUAUGAAGUUUAUAAUCUUUUUGGCACUGAAUCCAAGUUGGUUGAAGACAAUAUGGUUAUUUCAAAUGAUUCUUUGGAUAUAGAUGAUGAUAAAAAGAAAUGGGUCUUUACAAUCACUUUCCCAUCUUAUGAUUCCAAUUCAACUGCUAAAACAACAUUUCAUUUACGUACAAAAAAUAAGGUGCUGGCUGAAAAAUACAUUCAAUCCUGUAAUUUUUGGAGCAGUAGAAUCACACCUAUUCCUAAUGCUCAAUUUGAUAUGGUUUCUAAUUUAGAAUAUGGUUGGAGUGAAGAUAUUUUGACAUUUGGUCAUACCAAUACUAUGGGUGGUGAUAACAACAUUAGCCUCGGUGACGCUGAUAAUAAAUCUACGAUAGUGAGUCUUUGGAAACCGUUAUAUAGUAUAGAUUGUUUGGUUCACACUGAUUUGCAAACGACUCAACUAUGUGAUACGACACUAAAAUCGCAGUACAAAAAUUUGAAAAUUUUUACUCAAAGUUUGUCUGAUCUAAUUGAUGAGCAUUUGAACAUAGUCAAACCAAAAAUGUUAGCAUAUUGGCAACAUUAUGUUCAUAUUUCAAAUGACAUCUUAUCUUUUGAUCUUGCUAUGGAUAAUUGGACUGAAAAAUAUUUGUUUCUAAUUAAACAUUAUGAUCAUCAAAUAUUGUAUUUGAAUGCUUUGGAAAAUUUACGGAAAGAAGCUGAGAAAUUGGGCGACGCAGAGUUACAAAAUUAUUUUGCAAUAAAUGGAGAGGAGACUCAAAGCAAUUAA